Drosophila ficusphila is the source of this 5091-nucleotide messenger RNA. It is a transcript of the gene RpI1, whose product is annotated as DNA-directed RNA polymerase I subunit RPA1. Gene Ontology annotation, molecular function: DNA-directed RNA polymerase activity; DNA binding. The transcript is spliced from 10 exons. Gene Ontology annotation, biological process: DNA-templated transcription. Gene Ontology annotation, cellular component: RNA polymerase I complex. Lineage: Eukaryota; Metazoa; Arthropoda; Insecta; Diptera; Drosophilidae. The record is from RefSeq and is a predicted model, not a curated record. Bases 96 to 5024 code for a protein of 1642 amino acids.
GCUCGCUCACCUCCAAUAGCCCCACACGUGCGCGCUUGUUGCGCUCCUAUUUUUCUUGAGUUUUUGAAUAAAAAGUGUGCUUUAAAUCAGCCAAAAUGGGUUCCAAGAGGCCGCAGGAUGUACACAUGUUCCCCUCGGACUUGGAGUUUGCCGUAUUUACCGAUCAGGAGAUCCGUAAAUUAAGUGUAGUGAAGGUGAUUACGGGCAUAACGUUCGAUGCCCUGGGACACGCUAUGCCCGGUGGUCUUUACGACGUCAGAAUGGGCUCAUACGGCCGGUGCAUGGACCCGUGCGGGACAUGUCUCAAGAUGCAGGACUGUCCGGGACACAUGGGCCACAUUGAGCUGGGCACGCCCGUCUACAAUCCGUUCUUUAUUAAAAUAGUGCAGCGACUACUCGGAAUAUUCUGUUUGCACUGCUAUAAGUUGCAAAUGAAGGACCACGAAUGCGAGAUCAUCAUGCUUCAGUUGCGUCUUAUCGAUGCUGGCUACAUCAUUGAGGCCCAGGAUCUGGAGCUCUUUAAGUCUGAGAUUGUGUGCCAGAAUUCCGACGAUCUCGUGUCCCUGAAAAACGGCGACCUGGUGCAUCCAAACAUUGCCGCAAUGUACAAGCUGCUGGAAAAGGACGAGAAAAACGCCAGCAACUCAACUAAGACGAGCUGCUCCCUUCGGACGGCCAUCACGCAUUCGGCACUGCAGAGAGCGGGCAAAAAAUGCAGGCACUGCAAUAAAUCCAUGCGUUCUGUACGCUACAUGCAUCGCAGAUUGGUAUUUUAUGUCACCAAAGCCGAUAUCAAGGAGCGUGUUGGUGGUGCCUCCGAAACCAGUGGUCAGAACAAGGUUAUCUUUGCAGACGAAUGCCGUCGAUAUCUUCGCGAGAUUUACGCCAAUUACCCGCAGUUGUUGAAGCUAUUGGUGCCUGUUUUGGCACUGAGCAACUCAGAUGCGUUGGAGGGCAAUCGGUCGCCCGUGGACCUCUUCUUUAUGGACACCAUACCGGUGACGCCGCCACGCGCUCGUCCCAUGAACAUGGUCGGCGACAUGCUGAAAGGCAAUCCACAAACAGACAUCUAUAUCCACAUCAUCGAGAACAACCAUGUGCUGAAUGUGGUUCUCAGGUACAUGAAGGGCACCCAGGAAAAGCUAUCGGAUGAAGCAAGAGCUGCCUAUCAGAACCUGAAGGGUUCGUCUGCCCACGAGAAGUUGUACAACGCUUGGCUGGCUCUCCAAACUUCAGUGGAUGUGCUUCUUGACGUGAACAUGUCUCGAGAAAUGAAAUCGGCUGAGGGUCUGAAGCAAAUUAUUGAAAAGAAAGAUGGCCUUAUCCGCAAGCAUAUGAUGGGCAAGCGUGUGAACUACGCCGCUCGUACUGUCAUUACCCCGGAUCCUAAUAUAAACGUGGAUGAGAUCGGUAUUCCUGAUAUUUUCGCGAGGAAAUUAUCGUAUCCGGUGCCUGUUACCGAGUGGAAUGUUACCGAGCUGCGCAAGAUGGUAAUGAACGGUCCAGAUGUGCACCCCGGCGCCAACUACAUCCAGGACAAAAAUGGCUUCACCACCUACAUCCCAGCCGAUAAUGCAGCCAAACGGGCAAGUUUGGCCAAGCUGCUACUGUCAAAUCCGAAAGAUGGCGUAAAGAUUGUCCAUCGGCACGUGCUAAAUGGUGAUGUUCUGCUGCUCAACCGUCAGCCCUCGCUGCAUAAGCCAUCCAUCAUGGCCCACAAGGCCCGCAUCCUCCAUGGCGAGAAGACCUUCCGGCUGCAUUACUCAAAUUGUAAGGCGUACAACGCUGAUUUCGAUGGUGACGAAAUGAACGCUCACUAUCCGCAGAGUGAAGUGGCCAGAGCAGAGGCAUACAACCUAGUGAACGUAGCCAGCAACUAUCUGGUGCCCAAGGACGGCACUCCGUUGGGUGGACUUAUUCAGGAUCACGUCAUUUCGGGUGUAAAGCUUUCGAUUCGAGGAAGGUUCUUCAACCGCGAGGACUACCAGCAACUGGUCUUCCAGGGCCUCUCGGACCACAAGAAGAAUGUUAAGCUUCUGCCACCGGCCAUAAUAAAACCAGCUAAGCUUUGGUCCGGAAAGCAGGUGUUGUCUACGAUCAUUAUCAACCUAAUUCCCGAGGGCUAUGAAAGAAUUAAUCUGGAUUCGUUUGCCAAGAUUGGUGGCAAGAACUGGAACGUGACCCGUCCACGGCCUCCAAUUUGCGGAACGAACCCCCAGGAAAACGAGCUAAGCGAAAGCCAAGUCCAAAUCAGAAAAGGAGAACUGCUCGUUGGUGUACUCGACAAACAGCAAUAUGGAGCCACCACUUUCGGUUUGAUUCACUGCAUGUAUGAGUUGUAUGGCGGCGAAGUUUCCACUCGCCUGCUAACUGCGUUUACAAAAGUAUUUACCUUCUUCCUGCAACUGGAGGGAUUUACUUUGGGUGUAAAGGAUAUUCUAGUGUCCAGCGAGGCGGAUCGCAAGAGGAGAAAGAUCAUUCGCGAGUGUCGCAAUGUGGGAAACAGCGCAGUGUCUUCUGCUCUAGAGUUAGAAGAGGAGCCGGAGCACGACGAGUUGGUUGAAAAAAUGGAGGAGGCCUAUGUCAAGGAUCCUAAGUUCCGAGUGCUCUUGGAUCGCAAAUACAAAUCAAUCUUGGAUGGCUACACAAAUGACAUAAAUAAAACCUGUCUGCCCGGUGGACUGAUUACAAAGUUCCCCUCGAACAAUCUGCAACUGAUGGUUCUAUCAGGAGCCAAGGGAUCUAUGGUGAACACUAUGCAGAUCUCCUGUCUGUUGGGACAAAUUGAGUUGGAGGGAAAGCGACCGCCCCUGAUGAUAUCCGGCAAAUCGCUUCCCAGUUUUACUUCGUUUGAGACAUCGCCCAAGUCGGGAGGUUUUAUUGAUGGACGCUUCAUGACGGGCAUUCAGCCCCAGGACUUUUUCUUCCAUUGCAUGGCAGGUCGAGAAGGUCUUAUUGAUACUGCUGUAAAGACAUCUCGCUCUGGUUACCUGCAGCGUUGCCUGAUUAAGCAUUUAGAGGGUUUGAGUGUGCAUUAUGAUCUCACUGUCCGCGACAGUGAUAAUAGUGUGGUGCAGUUCCUCUACGGCGAGGACGGACUGGAUAUUCUGAAGUCUAAGUUCUUUAACGACAAGUUCUGUGCAGAUUUCCUUACACAAAAUGCUACAACCAUCUUGCGUCCCAGUCAACUGCAAUUGAUGAAGGACGAGGAGGGUCUGGCCAAGGUGCAGCGCCACGAAAAGCACAUCCGCAGUUGGAACAAGAAGAAACCCGCCAAACUGCGCUCAGCUUUCACUCACUUUUCCGAGGAACUGCGCGAGGAUGUGGAAGUGAGGCGACCCAAUGAGAUCAACGCUAAGACUGGUCGCCGCCGUUUCGACGAGGGUUUGCUCAAGUUGUGGAAGAAGGCGGAUGCCGAGGAUAAGGCUCUGUAUCGUAAAAAGUACGCCCGCUGUCCGGAUCCCUCGGUGGCCGUCUACAAGCAGGAUAUUUACUACGGCAGUGUGUCGGAGAGGACGCGGAAACUAAUCGAUGAUUAUGCCAAGAGGAAACCAGAACUUAAGGAGACCAUAGCCGACAUCAUGAGGGUUAAGACCAUUAAGGCAUUGGCAUCGCCUGGCGAACCUGUGGGCUUGAUUGCCGCUCAAUCGAUAGGAGAACCUUCCACUCAGAUGACACUGAACACUUUCCAUUUUGCGGGUCGUGGUGAAAUGAACGUAACACUGGGUAUUCCUCGACUGCGAGAGAUUCUCAUGCUGGCCUCUUCGAACAUCAAGACCCCUUCAAUGGAUAUUCCCAUAAAAGCUGGUCAGCAGCAUCAGGCGGAAAAGCUGCGGGUCAAUCUGAAUUCUGUGACUCUGGCAAAUCUUUUGGAGUCUGUUCACAUCAGCACCAGUUUGGUACUGGAGCCAGAGCGAGCCUACGAGUAUGAGAUGCGCUUCCAAUUUCUGCCUAGGGCGGUCUACAAAGACGAUUAUGGUGUGCGACCCAAGCAAAUCAUCAAAUACAUGCACCAAACCUUCAUCAAGCAGCUUAUUCGGGCUAUUCUUAAGGUGUCGAACGCCGUAAAGACAACGAAAAUUGUCGUAAUAGAUGACAAAAAGGAAACUGAGAAAGAUGAUGAUAAUGAUUUGGACAACGCCGAUGAUGCCGCUCGUCCAAAAGCAGGAGAUAACGAUGAUGAUUCAUCUGAUAACGACGGUGAUGACGAUGCGACCGGCGUGAAACUCAAGCAACGCAAAACCGACGAAAAGGACUACGACGAUCCCGAUGACGCUGAAGAGCUUCACGAUGCUAAUGACGACGACGAAGAGGCCGAUGAUCAGGACGAGGAGGAAAAGGGCCAGGAUGGAAAUGAAAACGAUGGCGAUGACAAGUCGGUGGAAAGGCUGCUCAGCAACGAUAUGGUCAAGGGUUACACCUACGACAAGGAGAAUCACCUGUGGUGCCAGGUCAAUCUCAGUCUAAGUGUGCGAUACCAGAAGCCCGAUCUGACCUCCAUCAUCCGUGAGUUGGCGGGCAAGAGUGUGGUGCACCAGGUGCAGCACAUCAAGCGUGCCAUUAUCUACAAGGGCAGCAACGAUGAGCAGCUGCUGAAGACCGAUGGCAUCAACAUUGGCGAGAUGUUCCAGCACAACAAGAUUCUCGACCUGAAUCGCCUGUACUCCAACGAUAUCCAUGCCAUCGCCAGGACUUACGGCAUCGAGGCUGCCUCCCAGGUGAUUGUGAAGGAAGUGAGCAACGUGUUCAAGGUCUACGGCAUCACGGUGGAUCGCCGGCACUUGUCGCUAAUCGCUGAUUACAUGACCUUCGACGGCACCUUCCAGCCGCUGUCCAGGAAGGGCAUGGAGCACUCCUCUUCGCCUCUGCAGCAGAUGUCCUUCGAGUCCAGUUUGCAGUUCCUGAGAAGCGCCGCCGGAUUCGGCAGGCCGGAUGAGCUCAACUCCCCGUCGAGUCGCUUGAUGGUGGGCCUUCCAGUCAGAAAUGGCACUGGUGCCUUUGAGUUGCUGACGAAAAUAUGUUAAUCAUUUGUUGUAAAAAUAAUAGAAUUUUGAAACUUUUUUAAUAAACAUACCAUAAUGUUUGAAAAGA